Messenger RNA from Gastrolobium bilobum, 2802 nucleotides. RefSeq names its product receptor-like serine/threonine-protein kinase SD1-8. The coding region runs from base 40 to 2580 and encodes 846 amino acids. NCBI's taxonomy places the organism in Eukaryota, Viridiplantae, Streptophyta, Magnoliopsida, Fabales, Fabaceae. Gene Ontology annotation, molecular function: ATP binding; protein serine/threonine kinase activity. Gene Ontology annotation, biological process: recognition of pollen; protein phosphorylation. The transcript is spliced from 7 exons. The record is from RefSeq and is a predicted model, not a curated record.
AUCACAAACAACUCUCUCACGUUUGCUCUGCAAACAAGCAUGGGAGGUUUCACCAACCUCCUCCGUUUCUCCCUCUUUUGGUUCUUAACUUCGCUCACUUUUUUCACCACAAUUUCAAUCUCUGCAGAUACCUUAACUACAACACAAAUUCUCAGAACCAACCAAACCCUUAUAUCCCAAAACGAAACCUUCGUUCUGGGCUUCUUUCCUGGGAGCGAUUCCAACUGGUAUGUGGGCAUAUGGUACAAGAACAUUGAUGAUAGAACACUGGUUUGGGUGGCAAACAGAGACAACCCACUUGAGGACUCCACAGGAUUUCUCAUGAUUGGAGACAAAGGAAACAUAGUUAUUGACAAUCCAUCAGGUAACCCUGUAUGGUCCUCGAAUCAAACCACAGCUAAUAACCCAAUUGUUCAGCUUUUGGAUUCUGGGAAUUUAGUUGUGAAAGAAGCAAACUUGAGUGACCCCACCAAGUAUCUAUGGCAAAGCUUCGAUUACCCAACAGAUACACUGGUACCUGGCAUGAAGAUGGGGUGGAACUUGGACACAGGCAUGGAGAAGCACAUAACAUCUUGGAAGAACACAGGACAAGACCCUUCAACAGGAGGUUAUUCUUUCAAGAUAGAUUAUCAUGGACUACCAGAAAUUUUCCUGAGGAACAAUCAGAACAUAACAUACAGGAGUGGUCCUUGGAAUGGUGAGAGAUUCAGCGGGGUACCAGAGAUGGAACCCGAUACAGAUUCUAUUGUAUUCACGUUUUCUGAAGAUGAACAUGGGGUAUACUACUCAUUUUCCAUUGGGAACCAAUCCAUUUUUUCAAGGCUAAUUGUGACCUCAGAUGGUCAACUGCAGCGCCUUGCAUGGAUACAAAGUAGCCAGACUUGGAACAAGUUUUGGUAUGCACCUAAGGAUCAGUGUGAUGUUUAUAGAGAGUGUGGUCCUUAUGGUAUAUGUGACUCUAAUGCUUCACCGGUUUGUGAGUGUGUGAGAGGGUUCAAGCCUAAAAAUCAGCAGGCUUGGAAUUUAAGAGAUGGGUCUGAUGGGUGUGUGAGGAACACAAAUUUGGAAUGUGUGAGUGACAAGUUUUUGCAUAUGCAGAACGUGAAGUUGCCUGAGACAACUACUGCCUUUGUGAAUAGGAGCAUGACCCUUGUGGAAUGUGAAGAUUUGUGCCACAGGAAUUGUUCUUGCACUGCUUAUGCCAACAUUGAGAUUACAAAUGGAGGAACUGGUUGUGUGAUGUGGAUCGGUGAACUCAUAGACAUGAGGCAGUAUUCUGAUGGUGGGCAAGAUCUUUAUCUCAGAUUAGCAGCUUCUGAUGUAGAUGACUUAGCAUCUGCAGGUGGCUCUCACAAGACAAAUGAUACAGGUAAGGUUGUAGGAAUUACACUUUCAGCCGCUGUUAUAAUUUUGGGAUUGGGUUUCUUAUCAUGGAAGAAGAGGAAAUUGCUAUUGAAUGGGAACACGGACCGCAGAGGUUCUUUGCAAAGAAGUCAGGACUUGCUAAUGAAUGAGGUGGUGUUUUCAAGUAAAAGAGAAAACUCAGGAGAAAGGAACAUGGAUGACCUAGAGUUACCAAUAUUUGAUUUUAAUACCAUAACAAUGGCUACAAAUAACUUCUCUGAAGCAAAUAAACUUGGACAAGGUGGCUUCGGUAUUGUUUACAGGGGCAGGCUGAUGGAAGGCCAAGAAAUUGCUGUCAAGAGGUUAUCAAAAACCUCAGGGCAAGGAAAUGAAGAAUUUAAGAAUGAGGUCAAGUUAAUUGUCAAGCUUCAACAUCGAAAUCUUGUUCGGCUAUUUGGUUGCUGCAUUGAUAUGGAUGAGAAGCUGCUGGUGUAUGAAUACAUGGAAAAUAGAGGCCUUGAUUCCAUUUUGUUUGACAAAGCCAAAAGACCCUUACUGAACUGGAGAAGACGCUUCAGCAUAAUAUGCGGAAUAGCUAGAGGGCUUCUUUAUCUUCAUCAUGAUUCCAGAUUCAGGAUUAUCCAUAGGGAUCUCAAGGCAAGCAACAUUCUACUUGACAGUGAAAUGAACCCAAAGAUAUCAGACUUUGGGAUGGCUAGAAUUUUUGGCACAGAUCAGACAGAAGCAAAUACAUUGAGAGUUGUUGGAACAUAUGGCUAUAUGGCUCCUGAAUAUGCUAUGGAUGGGAACUUCUCAGUGAAAUCUGAUGUUUUUAGCUUUGGAGUUCUAGUGCUGGAGAUCAUAAGUGGAAAGAAGAAUAGAGGAUUCUAUUACUCAAACAAUGAAUUGAAUCUUCUAGCGAAUGUAUGGAAGCAGUGGAAAGAAGGCAGUGCAUUGGAACUCAUUGAUCCAUCAAUUGGUGAAUCAUAUUCACCAUCUGAAGUUCUUAGAUGCAUACACGUUGGACUCUUAUGUGUCCAAGAACGUGCAGAAGAUAGGCCAACAAUGUCUUCAGUGAUCUUGAUGCUGAGUAGUGAGACUUCACUAAUGCCACAACCAAGAAACCCUGGAUUUUCCGUUGGGAGGAAUCCUGGGGAGACCGAUUCUUCUUCAAGUAAGCAAGAUGAACCGUGGAGUGUGAACCAAGUCACUGUCACAUUGCUAGAUGCUAGGUAGUGAACGAAGCAUGGCAUUAUCUAACAAAUUUUUGUAUAUUCCCAAAAAAAUCAAAUAUAUUCUGUAUAUCUUCCUUCCUCUGAUAGUUGCGGGAUCUUUGAGAUCUACUUUGAUCUUGUUUUGGUGUCAUAUGUAAGAGAUACUUUAAUUGAAAAAAUACUACUUAGUUUAGGCUUUAAGUUACUUUCUGCUGUUGACAUCUGGUUUCAUUAUACACUCACA